This is a messenger RNA of Plutella xylostella (diamondback moth), 3357 nucleotides long. RefSeq lists its product as uncharacterized. Lineage: Eukaryota; Metazoa; Arthropoda; Insecta; Lepidoptera; Plutellidae. Gene Ontology annotation, biological process: protein ubiquitination. The record is from RefSeq and is a predicted model, not a curated record. Gene Ontology annotation, molecular function: ubiquitin-protein transferase activity; protein binding.
AGUCAGUGCCCGCGGCCGCGCCGCACAACGCGCUCGCUCUCAUUACUUGCUUCCGAAGUAUGUUCUUCACGGAAUCAACUCAUUGCAUAUGAGCAUACAUCUGAUGGUCUUGUUUUCCCAAUUAAAAUGAAAGUUUGUACAAUAUUAAAUCUGCUUAGAGAAAGAAAGUAUUGUAAACAAUCUAAGUUUUCAUAAUAUUUUUGUAGGGUGACGGGUGCGGGGCGCAGGGCGCGGGCGCGGCGGCGGCAUGCAGGAGGGCGAGGCGGUGCUGGCGGCGUCGCUGCGGCUGCGCGGGGAGGUGGCGUGCGCGGCGCUGGCGGGCGGCUGGCUGGCGGCGGGCGCGGGGCGGACCCUGCGCGUGUGGCGCGCGGGCGAGGCGCCGGCCGCGUGGAGCGAGGUGGCCGUGCAGCCGCGCGCGCACCGCUACGCGCUGACGGCGGUGCGCUGGGCGGCGGGCGGCGCGCUGCUGGCGUCGGGCGGCGUGGACGGCGCCGUGCGGCUGUGGUCGCGCGCGCUGGCGGAGCGCGGCGUGCUGGCGGCGCCGGGCGCGGCCGCCGUGCGCGCGCUGUGCUGGGCGGGCGCGCGCGUGCUGGCGGGGCACGACGACGGCUGCGCGCGCGUGUGGGCGCGCGGGGAGCUGCUGGCCGUGCUACACGCGCACGACGGCGCGCUACACGCGCUGGCCGCGCCGCUGCGGGGAGCGCUGCUUCUCAGCGCCUGCACAGAUGGAGUGCUCAAGCUACACGAUAUGGAAGAGGUGGUGUCGGCGGGCACGGGCGGGGCGCGCGUGGCGGCGCUGUGCUGGCGCGACGGCGCGCACGACCUGGGCGCGCUGUGCGCGGACGCGCGGGAGGACGGGCGCGCGGCGGCCACGGGCGGGCACGACGCGCGCGUGCUGGUGUGGGCGUGCGGCGCGCGCGGCGUGCGCGUGGCGCGCGUACUGGAGGGGCACGCGGGCGCCGUCACGUGCGUGCGCUGGGCGCGCCGCGUGCUGGCGAGCGCGUCGCUGGACGGCACGGCGCGCCUGUGGGCGGCCGGCGCCUGCGUGCGCGUGCUCAGAGCGCACUCCAGGUACCUGACCGCGGUGGACGCGGACGCGGCGCUGCGCGUUCUGGUGACGGCGUCCAACGACCGCUCCGCGCGCGUGUGGGAGCUGCAUGCGCCCGCCACGAGCCUGCACGCGCCCUGCACGCCGCUGCAGCACUUCGCACUCGGGGACCUGGAGGGCAUCAGCACGGUGGAGGGCGCGGAGCCGGCGGGCGCGGUGGGGACGGGGGACGCGCCGGGGGGCGAGGGGGCGCGGUGCGUGUGGAGCGCGGGGGGCGGGGGGAGUGCGGGGGGCGCGGGGGUCAACUGCCUCGCGGCGCACGGGCGCUGGGUUGCCGCCGCCUGCAGUGACGGUCGAGUCCAGCUGUACGAAUGGUUGGAGGAAGGAGACGAGGUGGGUGCAGCGGGGGCUGCGGGGGACGGCAGUGACGCGGGGGACGCGGGGAGCGCGGAGGGGCGGCUGGAGCUGCGGCGCGAGCUGGCGGGGGGCGGGGGGCUGCCGGCGCUGGCCGCGGACUUCGGCGCCGACGGCGGCGUGCUGCUCACCGCCGGCCUCGACGGGCAGGCCACCGUCUGGGAUGUCGAGUCGGGCUGCGUUCUUCGUUCGCUAUCGUCGCUGUCUUGCGGCGCGGGUGGCGCGGGUGUCGCGGGGGGCGCGGGGGGCGGCGGCGUGCGGGGGGCGCGCGUGUCCCCGCACCGCCCCCCGCUGCUGCUGCUGGCCACGGAUGACGGCACCGCGCCGCUGUGGGCGCUCGCCGACCCCGACCCCGACCCAAUACAGGUGUACGGAGGCGGCGUGCUGGCGGCGGCGGCGCUGUGCUGCGCGUGGGGCGCGGGGGGGCGGCUGCUGGCCGCGGGGGGCGCGGGGGGGGAGCUUCUGCUGUGCGCCGCUCCCCCCGCCGCCCCGGACCCGCUGCAUCUCGACCCAGACGCUCACGACUUGGGCGUGCAGUGCUGCGAGUUCGCGGCGACGGCGGCGGCGCUGGCGCUGGACGACGACGAGGGGUUCCACCUGCUGGCCACCGGCGGCAGCGACAGCUACAUCAAGCUCUGGGCCAUUCAGUAUACAGAGGGUGACACGACAGCGUGCGUGCGGCUGGCGCGGCGCGUGUGGGCGCACGGCGGCGGCGUGGCGGCGCUGCGGCUGGCGGCGGGCGGCGCGCGGCUCGCGUCGGCCGGCGCGGACGGCUGGGCGCGCGUGUGGGCCGUCGCCUCCGGCCGCUGCCUCGCCGCGCUGCCCGCGCCCGGGGACGCACCGCUCACCGCGCUCGCUCUCACCGACGAAUACCUUGUACUAGGAGGUCUGGAUGGCGGGUUAGCGGUGUGGCGGCUGGGCGCGGAGGCGGGCGCGGGGGGCGAGGGCAGCGCGUCGGGGGGCGAGGACGAGCCCCCGCACGACGAGCCCGCGCCUCGCGCCUGGCGCCCGCCCGCCGUCGCGCGCUGGCUACAGGAGUACAUCACGCGCGCACCUGAUUUCUACGUAAAACCGGAAACAGAGGCAGAGAUACUUCGGCUGGCCAUGAAGGCUGGCUUGACUGGAGCUCGACUUCUGGAUGAUCCUGUAAUUGAUGUUAUAAAGGCACUUGGCUUUGGAGAUGAGGAUGCUAGUGACGGCGACAGUAUAGAGAGCACGAUGGACAUUGAAGAGCGAGAGCGCAUCGAAAAACGCCUUCAUGAUGAAUUGAGUUGGCUUCGGCGGCCAUACGCUACAUCAGAAAUGGAGGCGGCGGCGCCGCACUGGCUGCUGUGCCCGCUCACACAUCGCGUGCUGCGCGAGCCGGCGCGCGCCGCCGACGGGUACAGCUACGAGCGGGCCAACAUACUAGAGUGGUUCUAUGCAGAAGGCGGCGCGGUGUCUCCGCUGUCGGGGCGGCGGCUGCACUCGGCGCGCGUGGCCCCCAACUACCGCCUGCGCGAGCAGCUGCGCGCCUUCGAGCUGCAGCACCGGCAUCUCUACGAGCCAGUACUAGACUACCUAGACGACGGGGAUUUCUAGUAUUACUUCAUCUAUUCUAUAGUUAUACAUAUCUGGUUUCUUAUAAGACUAAAAACUUAUAAUAUCUCUAAUCGCUUCAAUUUAAUCGAAUGCAAUGCCACUUUUCCUACUUAUAAAUUUUGAUAAUGUUGAAAUUAUGUUUAAAUGUGAAUUUGAGAGUUUGAGAUACUUAUAUUUAUUUUUCAAAUAAGUGUGCAAUCAAUGUGACUAUAUUUAUAAUAUAACGUUUAUACAUAUUUAUUAUAUUAACGUUUGAGGGACCAUUAUAAUAAAAUGAUAGAAGUGAAAUAAUAAACCAUAAAAUGUUUCAACGA